AUGACAACUAUGGAUCAAAGUUCGUCAUUAUCUACUGAGAUAGCUUCAGCAUCGAUAUGCAUAGAAUCGAAAAGUAUCCAAUCUGUAGAAACAGCCUCAGAAUUCUUCAGGAAAGAAUUCAUUCACAAUUUCAGUCCAUCAUACUUUGUUGGGUUCUUAGGUACUGGUAUUACUGCAAAUAUCUUAUACAAUUUCCCAUAUCCAGCCAAAUGGUUGAAAAUUUGUGGUAUAAUAAUGUUCUGUAUAACAAUGGUUAUUUUUAUAACAACGAAUAUAAUGUUCAUUUUGAAUGCAUGGGCUCAUCCCAAGAGACUUCGAAGAUAUCACACUGAUCUUAAUGAGUCUGUUUUCAUAGCAGUAUACUCCAUGGGGUUCACAACAAUUGUCAAUGCCAUUCAUUUAUUGGUUCACGAGAGGCAUAUAUAUCUCGUAUGGGUAUUAUGGUGGAUUGCAGUUGUUAUCGCGGUCUAUAAUGCAACUUUCAUAUUCUUUUUCACAUUUUUGUCAAAGUUCACAAGUCAUAAACUUGAACAGUUUACUGCCACCAUGUUGAUGCCAAUUGUUUGUCCAUGUGUUGUUUCAUCCUCAGGUCACUUAAUUGCUGCAAAUUUGACCAAUACUAACCAUAGAGUUAUCACCGAAAUAGCAUCACUCAUACUUUUCUUUGUUUCAUUGGUUCUUUUCCAUGGGAUUGGUGCAAUUCUAAUGGCACGGUUUGUAUUGUGUAAGAUUCCAAAAACGGGUCAGAUAUUUACUAUGUUUAUUCCUAUUGGAUUUGUUGGUCAAAGUAGUUAUAAUAUGAUGUUGUUCGCUAAUAACAUGUAUAGUUUUAUACCAGAUAAGCAACUAGGUCAGUCAUUUUGGGUUCCUUGUGCAUUAUUUGCUUUAUGUCUAUUAGCUGGAGGAUAUAUCUACACAUUUAUAGCCAUUGCAUCAACGUUAUCGAAAAUCAAACCUUUUGCAACCAAACGAGAUUCGGCUCUAACAUCGAAAACCUUUGGACUCAUAAAAUGGAAUAAAGGAUUCUGGACAAUUACUUUCCCUAUUGGAACAAUGUCCUUGGCUAAUUCUGAAGUUUCAAAGGCAACAGCGCUUGGAAUCAACUUGAAAUUCUUCAAGGUUGUAAGUUGUAUUUAUGCAAUUUGUUUGUUUGUGAUUUGCAUCAUUAAUAUGCUUGGAGUAGUACAUCAUAUUUGGAAUUUAGUUAAGUGUCGUGGUAAUGUGAAACCACCAGUUGAAGUAAUACACGACAAUGUUAUUAGUAAAGUAUAG
Messenger RNA from Hemisphaericaspora subhashii, 1272 nucleotides. RefSeq lists its product as uncharacterized. Bases 1 to 1272 code for a protein of 423 amino acids. Gene Ontology annotation, biological process: transmembrane transport; sulfite transmembrane transport. The transcript has a single exon. The record is from RefSeq and is a predicted model, not a curated record. Gene Ontology annotation, cellular component: plasma membrane. NCBI's taxonomy places the organism in Eukaryota, Fungi, Ascomycota, Pichiomycetes, Serinales, Debaryomycetaceae. Gene Ontology annotation, molecular function: sulfite transmembrane transporter activity.